AACAUUUCACACAUUUUCUAAGUCAAAUACUUUGACAUUUUUAAAAUGGGGUUUUCAUCUUCUCUCGUUCUUGUGAAGUUGGUGUUUGUUAUGGUUUUUAUGGGAGUUGUUUCCGCUCAACUUUCAACAAAUUUUUACUCGAAAUCUUGCCCGAACCUUUUACCUACUGUGAGGUCGGCUAUGCAAUCGGCUAUUUCGAAAGAAACCCGAAUAGGCGCUUCUCUCCUCCGCCUACACUUCCAUGAUUGCUUUGUCAAUGGAUGCGAUGGUUCAAUCCUUCUUGACGAUACAUCCUCUUUCAUCGGUGAAAAGAGGGCGGCUCCUAACUUUCGAUCUGCAAGAGGGUUUGAAGUGGUGGACAAUAUAAAGUCAGCUGUUGAAAGAGCAUGUCCUGGUGUGGUCUCGUGUGCUGAUAUACUAGCUGUUAGUGCUCGAGACUCUGUUCAAAUCCUUGGAGGACCAAGUUGGAAUGUGAAAUUGGGAAGACGGGACUCAAGGACAGCGAGUCAAGGUGCAGCCAACAACAGCAUUCCACCACCCACAUCGAGCCUCAGUGGACUCAUCUCUUCCUUUAGUGCGGUUGGUCUUUCGGCUAAGGACAUGGUGGCUCUCUCAGGAGCCCACACGAUUGGGCAAGCAAGGUGCACAAAUUUCCGAGCUCGAAUUUACAACGAAACCAAUAAUUUGGAUGCUUCAUUUGCUACAUCAAGGCGGAGGAACUGCCCAAGACCCACCGGCUCCGGCGACGACAAUCUCGCACCACUUGAUAUCCAAUCUCCGACGACCUUCAACAAUGACUAUUACAAGAACUUGAUCAACCAGAAGGGUUUGCUCCACUCAGACCAACAGCUCUUUAACGGUGGCUCCGCCGACUCUACCGUUAGACAAUACGGUAGCAACCCCCGUCUAUUUAACUCCGACUUUGUUGCCGCCAUGAUCAAGAUGGGUGAUAUUAAGCCACUAACGGGAUCCAGUGGCGAGAUCAGGAAAAAUUGCAGGAAUCGCAAUUAAAAUCUUCAAUGAAGUUUGGUGUUCUUUUUUUAUCAUAAAUUUUGAGAUUUGAAAAAAGUGUGGAUUAUGCGUGUUUAAGUGUUGUUCUUGUUCUUAAUCAUCGUACUUUCAGGUUUCGUUUAAGUAUCCGAUAAAUAUGUAUUUUUCCCCUUUUCUGAAGUAACAAUAUAAAUAACUGCUUCGUUUAUC
Messenger RNA from Cynara cardunculus var. scolymus (artichoke), 1200 nucleotides. Its product is annotated as peroxidase P7. Lineage: Eukaryota; Viridiplantae; Streptophyta; Magnoliopsida; Asterales; Asteraceae. The record is from RefSeq and is a predicted model, not a curated record. Gene Ontology annotation, biological process: response to oxidative stress; hydrogen peroxide catabolic process. Bases 46 to 1011 code for a protein of 321 amino acids. The transcript is spliced from 4 exons. Gene Ontology annotation, molecular function: peroxidase activity; heme binding.